Messenger RNA from Sungouiella intermedia, 1839 nucleotides. NCBI's taxonomy places the organism in Eukaryota, Fungi, Ascomycota, Pichiomycetes, Serinales, Metschnikowiaceae. The record is from the annotation of a GenBank genome assembly.
AUGUCGAUUCCAGCAUCUUUGGCAAGCUCAGCUGCAGACUUGCUGCUUAAUCUGGAGUUACACCAUGAGCAACACCCACUCCCAGAAACACUAGUUGACAAAUCAAGUGUAAUUUCGGAUAGAACUGCUGGCUCCCGGAUCAGUCUAGAACGGUUAGAAGAAGUGGUGGGGACCAAGUCUAAAACCUCAGUGACCCUGACUGCUGCUUCUCAUAGAGUCCCUAUUUCCCAAAGAAGAGGACCUUUGUCAUUUCUUACUGUUGUUCCAGAAUAUGACGAUGCCAGGAAUUACAGCCGCAUUACUAAGCUUAUAGUAGUUUCUGUUGUUGCGUUCGCAAGUAUCACCGGACCCAUGGGAACUUCUAUCAUGUUGCCUGCCGUGGACGAUAUGGCAGCCGACCUCAACACUACCGUCAGCACUGUCAACAUAUCCGUAGGUAUAUACCUUAUAUCUUUGGGUAUAUUUCCUAUGUGGUGGUCGAAUUUCUCAGAGAAACAUGGCCGUCGAAUGGUGUAUGUAUUUUCUUUUGCAUUUUUCUUUGCGUUCUCUAUUGGCUCUGCUUUGGCUCCCUCCAUUUCUUCCCUCAUCGCAAUGCGUCUACUAGCAGGUGUGGGUGCUUCUGCCGUUCAGGCAUGUGGAGCAGCAACGGUAGCUGAUUUGUACGUCACAGAAGAGCGUGGAACUGCUUUGGGAAUAUUCUAUUUGGGUCCCCUAUUGGGUCCUUUCUUAUCUCCCAUUAUCGGUGGUGCUGUUGCAGAAGCUUGGGGUUGGCGUGCCACCAUGUGGGUCAUGGUCAUUUUUUGUGGAAUCAAUGUGGUCCUGAUUAUAAUCUUUCUUCCUGAGACACUUCGAAAAGAGGAUAGCAUGGAAAAUGUUCGUUUGAGAUUGAAAGAGCAACUUGAAGAGAAGAAUAUUGCAAUGGCUGAAAACGAGCUCGAACGCAUCGCCACAAAUCUAUCACAGAGCUCGUCAUUGAGAAGACAAAUAUUGGAUGAUGAAACUCCUAUGGAUUUCGUAACUCCAGCACUUCUGAGACUUACAACCAAUCGCUCGGCUUAUUCUAAGCGGCUCCAGGAAUACGAAAUGUCAAUGGCUGAUUCACACAUCCUGAAACCCCGGACCAAAUGGCCCCACAUUUUGUACGACUAUAUCAUUCGCCCAGCACAUGCUGUGGUGCUUCUUGGAUAUCCACCUGUUGCACUUGCAAUCGCAUUUUCAGCCUUUACAUUUAUGGGGAUCUAUUUUUUCAAUAUCUCCAUCACGAACUCUUACAGUUCUGCCCCAUACAACUUCAGCUCAGUCAUUGUGGGAUUGAUGUACAUUCCCAACUCUUUCACAUAUAUUAUUGCAUCGAUCUAUGGAGGAAAAUGGAAUGACUGGCUCAUUCGCCGCUGUGCUAAACUAAACAAUGGCGAGAUGAUUCCAGAAUCUCGUAUUUCGUGGAAUAUUGUGGUUGCUGUGUCCUUGUUCCCACCCGCGUGCUUGAUUUUCGGCUGGUGUAUGGAUAAAGGGGAAUUCUGGUUAACACCAUUGAUCGGCACAGCAUUGUUUGGAUUCGCCUCUAUGCUUGUAAUUGGCGUGACCUUGACUUACAUUAUUGAUGUUCUACCUGGUAAAGGAGCCACGGGAGUGGCCCUCAAUAACUUGGUCAGGCAAAUUUUGGCGGCAAUUGCAACAUUUGUGACAGAGCCACUUGUAAGAGCAUUGACAAUUGGCGUAUUGUUUUCCAUUUAUUUGGGUGUGAUUAUGGUGGCCUCCUUGUGCAUGUUAUAUUUGAAGCGCAAUGGUGGCAGUCUUCGUCACAAGUACGAUAUUACAGACUAUUAUGCCAAGCUAUGA